AUGGCGUCUGUUUGCGCAAGCGUAGUAGCAAUCAGUCGCGAUCCGUUAGCCAGUCACGAUCGGGUAGUGACAGUCGCAGUCAUAUUGAGAAAUAACACAGCAUCUUAAGCUGCUGACGGCUCCUCGCACCUGGUUGAUAAGUGAACAAGACAUCACUUGAGAUCCUCACCCGGAGAAGCACAAUCCCCCCCACGUUAAACAGGAGUCCGAGAUGCUGUAUAUCAAACUUGAGGCGGAGCCAGAGACUCCCAGCAUUAAAAGAGAAAAACAGGAAGACGACCUCACCACAUUUCCAUUGACUGUCAAUGUGAAGAGUGAAGAAGAUGAAGGUCCAAGCGAAGCGGGCAGAGCAGCGAAACCUUCGAGUGGCAGCUCAUUUCAACACCUGACAACAAAAGACAUCACACUGCAAGAACUUCACCCUGAGAAGCACAAUCCCGCCCACGUCAAACAGGAGCAGGAGUCUGAGAUGACUCAUAUCAAACAGGAGGUGGAGCCAGAGACCAUUAAAGAAGAACAUGAAGACGAAAUCACAUUUCCAUUGACUGUCAUUGUGAAGGGCGAAGAAGAUGAAGAUCCAAGCGAAGAGCAGAGAAGAGAUGUGGACUUUGACCAAAAGUGUUCAAAAUCCUUAAACCAAUCAUCAUUGAAAAGAGAGACGAAAGAAUACGUGGGUGCGAAACCUUUUGCCUGCUCACUUUGCGAUAAAAGAUAUUGUCUGAAGCAACAGUUAACAAGACACAAACGGACACACACUGGAGGGAAGCCUUUUGUCUGCUCACUUUGCGAGAAAAGAUUUUGUACGAGGCAAGAGUUAACAAGACACAUGCUAAGACACACUGGAGCAAAGCCAUUUGCUUGCUCAGUUUGUGGUAAAAGAUUCACCCAGAAGGGACAUUUAAACAUACACAUAAAAACACACACUGGAGAAAAGGCUUUUGACUGCUUACGUUGCGAUAAACGGUUUUCUCGAAGGCAAGACGUAACAAGACACAUGCGAACACACACUGGAGAGAAGCCAUUUGCCUGCGAAUUUUGCGAUAAAAGAUUUUCUCAGAAGAAUAAUUUCGAAAGACACACACGUACACACACUGAAGAAAAGCAUUUUGCCUGCACGCUUUGCGAUAAAAUAUUUUCUCGGGAGAAUCGUUUCAAAAUGCAUAAGUGUACACACACUAGAGAAAAGCAUUUCGCCUGCAGACUUUGCGAUAUAAGAUUUACCACGAAGCAGGGGUUAACAAGACACAGCCGUACAUGCACCGGAGACAAACUUUUCCCCUGCUCACUUUGUGAUAAAAAAUUCACUGAGAAGGGAAAUUUAAAGAAACACACAAUGACACACACUGGAGAAAAGCCUUUUGUCUGCUCAGUUUGCGGUAAAAGAUACACCGAGAAAGGAAAUUUAAAAAUACAUAUGAGAACACACACUGGAGAGAAGCCUUUUGCCUGCUCACUUUGCGAUAAAAGGUUUUGUUCGAGGCAAAAGUUAACAAGCCAUGUGCGAACACACACUGGAGAAAAACCUUUUGCCUGCUCAGUUUGCGAUAACCGAUUUUCUCGGAAGCAAGAGUUAAAAAGACACACGUAUACACACACUGGAGAAAAGCCUUUUCUCUGCUCAGUUUGCGGUGAAAGAUUCAUUCGCAAAGGACGUUUAGAAUCGCACAUAAGAAGCCACAUUGAGGAAAAAGAUUUCACUUGCAGUGUCUGACAAAAUAUUCAGGUUUCUAUCACGUAUUUACAGUGGGAAAAGUAUUUAAAAUUUAUAAUUCCAUUUCCCUUGCAUUUCUUUUGAAAAAAUAAAGCAAUUAUUUUGCAAGGCCUUUUUUUCCCAGACCAAUUCAAUAUUCUUGGUACCUUUCAUUUGAAUGAAUUGGGCUGCUUGCUUCUCUUGUUGUUGAGGUUGUUUCAGAUCUUACUGCUUUUCGCUAUUUUACUUAUGAAUGUGCGCAUCUGAAAUACUUUGACGCUGCUCUUCCCUUUGUUGUUGCUCAAUUUCCAACAUUAUUUCAAUUGUUUCAGGGAAGAUGUCAUUUUCAUCUUGUGCAUUGUAAUAUUUUCCAAGAUGAUUACCGUAAUUUCCCGAAUAAAACGCACACUUUUUCCCCCCCAAAAUGAACUUGUAAAAUCAUGGUGCGCAUUAUAAACCGGUACAUGGAU
Messenger RNA from Corythoichthys intestinalis (scribbled pipefish), 2160 nucleotides. RefSeq names its product gastrula zinc finger protein XlCGF57.1-like. Bases 212 to 1711 code for a protein of 499 amino acids. The record is from RefSeq and is a predicted model, not a curated record. The transcript has 3 exons. Gene Ontology annotation, molecular function: DNA-binding transcription factor activity, RNA polymerase II-specific. Gene Ontology annotation, cellular component: nucleus. NCBI's taxonomy places the organism in Eukaryota, Metazoa, Chordata, Actinopteri, Syngnathiformes, Syngnathidae. Gene Ontology annotation, biological process: regulation of transcription by RNA polymerase II.